Messenger RNA from Amoebophrya sp. A120, 5503 nucleotides. The record is from the annotation of a GenBank genome assembly. NCBI's taxonomy places the organism in Eukaryota, Dinophyceae, Syndiniales, Amoebophryaceae.
CACGUCCUUCGAUGUUGUAAAGCCUAUCUGGGCAGAUGAAGCUAGCUGCAUUAAAUUUUUGGCGUGUUUAGGUGUAAAAGUAGCGUCUUAAAAAAUAAAAUCUGGGUAUAAAAAGAUAUCACCAGUUGUUAUCCAGGCCCCGCUACGCCUCAGCCGCUCUCCGAUACUGCACAUAAAACAAAGUAGAGCAGAUCUUUCAUCAUGUGACGAUGCUUAUCUGGCCAAGAACCUAGCAAUUUCGCAUCGCCUGGAUAUUGUUGUUGCUACCCGGAAAGGAACUUCUUUACCCGCACAAAAAAGUUUCUUCGCCAGCUCGCACUAGCGGCGCAAUUUGAUUACCUCCCCAAGGACUACGUACAUCAAGACGGUACAUCUAUCUUCGGUAGUUUAUAAUACAUAAAUCAAAAUGGCUUCGUGUCUGGCCGGCAUCUGCAGCGCAGUUUGCGGAACAGAGGGAGCUUCCAAUAAAGAACAGUUCGCCGCCCUGCCCGGCCGACCCUCGGCUGCAGAAAAUGGUGGUCAAAAUGGAGUGUACACCAGCGCCGGCGACCUCGACCCGUCGAAACUGAUCGAGGAAUCCAUGCCCUCCCUCAAGAUCAACCUCUCGAACGAUCUGCUGAACCAGAUCGCGGCCAAGGAUGGCAACGGCUCCAAUACCAGCUUCCAGGCGUUGCUGGUGAAAAAGUCGCACUCCGGGAGCCUGCAGACCUAUUACGAAGAGUCGGGUGGGCGGACGGGGUCGCUGUUAGGGGAAGGCGGAUUCGGAUCAGUCAGGAAGAUGGUGCACAAAACGACCGGGAGACUUCGGGCGGUGAAGAAGGUAUUGUACCGAAUUAUUCUUGGUGAAUUUGGUGCGCAGUUUUUGCAUUGAUUCCUUUUUUUCACUUUGCAACUACAUCUUUCUUUGUUUUCAACAAGUAGAACCUCCAGCAUGUUGGGUACUCACUAGGGCUCUUACGAUGCUGUCGUAGUUCGCUGGCUUCGUUCGCCGAUGUGUCAUAUCCCCACCAGUCGUGAUGUCUCGAUCUUUGUAGUGCUCGUAACCAUAUAAAUGUUAACAUGUUCUCACUGCCAAAACGACACAAUCUCAUUCUGAUCAUCUUAGGUCGAAAUCACUGCGGGGAACCUGGCGAUGCUUUCCGCGGAGCUGUCCAUCCUGCUCCAGCUGGACCACCCUAACGUGCUGAAGGUUUUCGAAUGGUACCAGUCGGAGGACGAAUCGUGUCUGUACAUUGUCACGGAAAUUUGCGACGGGGGCGAGAUGCAGGAUCUGCUCUUAGAGGGGAAGUCCCAGACAAACGCGGAGGGCCUCCUGUAUGGCGCUCUCAACUGUUACAUUCUCAACUGUUUUACAUGAAUUCGUGAUGCAAGAGCGGCAAAAUUGAAAGGGGGAAGAUUGCGCCUUUUGCAUUACAGAUUCCGCACAGAUUUAGGCACUGUCUAGCCCUUCGCAGAUUUGUCAUGCGAAGCAGCUUGACCACCUGGCGCCUUAAGGUAACUUUGCAUGACAAAUCAUGUAACAGCUGAGAAUGUAACGUUUGAGAAUCCCAUAUCCUGCUCCAGGUUUUUUCCGCGGUGCAGUACUGCCACCAGAUGGGAGUGGUGCAUCGGGACCUGAAACUCGAAAACUGCCUUCUGAAGGACAAACUACAGCGGGCUUCCGACGGGUCUUUAUGCAUUGCAAAAGCAUCGUAAUAGUAGCAAUUGCAUUACAAAUUUGCUUAGCAUUACAAAUGAAAUUUGUCAUGCUGUUUUACCUUGAAAAGGAGAUUUGUCAUGCAUAGCAGCAAUCACUACGAGUACGAUGCUUUUGCACAGGAUAGUCUCUGAUCCAAAACGACGAUUUGUCUCACGUGCUGAUCAAGGUGAUCGAUUUUGGGCUCGCCGCGGUCCAACAGAAAUCGGUCGAGAUCAAGCAACAGGAAGACGACUACACGCGGGACCCCUCCGACCGCACGACCGCGUCCUGCUCGUUGACGGAGGUGCUCGGCACGCCGUACUACAUCGCGCCGGAAGUGUUGGACCCCUCGGUGCCCUACAACGAGAAGUGUGACGUUUGGGCGCUGGGGAUCAUGAUGUACAUGCUCUUGUCCGGCGAGCACCCCUUCGCCGUGGAGGCGGAUUUGCACCGGCGGUCCCCGUAUGAACUGCAAAAGUGUCUGGGUCUGGAAGAAUUCAAGUUUGUCAUGCUUAUCUGGCAUGACUCGAGAAUCUGUGUUGCAUAGGCACGAAAGAGCCCUCUUAACUGUCAUGCGAAAAGGCAGCUUGCCAUGCGGAAUACGUAAGACAUGGCACUAGCCACAAAAUUAGUCAUGCGUAGCUGCGUAAUAUUCCGGCGCGUCUAUCAUUCACUUGUUUUAGCAUUACAAGUUUCCAGACCCAGACAUUUUUGCAUUUGAUACCCCGAAGAAACUCUUUCACCGGAUUAAGACGAAGGAGCCGAAUAUGCAGCGCCUGAAGGACGCGAAUGUGUCACCGUCCGCCAUAGACCUGAUCACGAAAUUACUCGUAUGCAUUGCAGAUAUGUCUGGGUCUGGAAAAAUGCCAGGUUUGCCAUGCUCUGCUAGCAUGACUGUCAAGUCUGUCAUGCCAGGUACCCAAAAGCGCCACUUUUGUGUCAUGCAAAAACCUAGCUUCUCAUGCAGAAUAGGCAACACCUAGCGACUCAAAAACCUGUCAUGCUGAGCCGUCAUUUCUGGCGUUCUCUUGAUUCGCCAACCAGCAUCACAACUUUUCAGACCCAGACAUUUUUGCAUUUGAUAACUCGAGAAGGACUUUCGCACGCGGCCUUCCGCGCGCGAGGCGCUGCAGCACCCCUGGUGUCAGCGGGCGAGACAGAAUUUGAUCACUGGCGACCAGGUGGCGCUGUCCGCCCCGCUGCGCAACAUGCAGCUCUACUAUCAAAUGCAAAAAUGUCUGGGUCUGGAAGGAUGGAACCUGUGAUGCGCAUUUCGGAACACACAAGAAUCCCUCAUGCAUAGGUAGCAAGAGGUGCUCAAUUUCUCUCACCAAAAUGGGGGAUUUGUCAUGCGGGUUCGGCAUUGCGGAAGCUUCGCGAAGCCUGUGAUGCUAGCGCUUCCAUGCCAGACCUUCUGUGUCAUGCAGAAACAGCGCGACGCUUCCAGACCCAGACACUUUUACAUUUGAUAUCUACUCAAAGACGUCGAAACUAGAGCGGGUGUUGCGAACCAUAGUUGCCCGGGAGGCAAAGCAUCAGGAUCUAGAGGCCCUCAGAUACGCCUUCGCUGAGGUACUUAUGUUUAUGUCGGAACAACUACUGCGUAAAGAUCAAGAUGGAAGUGUUGUUGUAUAUGAGUUGGAAUUUAUGUCUGUGAGGUAGAGAUCGUGUUUGAGUUCGAGUAGUUGCGGUCGAACGCUCAUGGCACGUCCAUGAGAAUUUGAUGCUCGUACUACCACUAAUUAUCAUGUGAGCAUGGUAGAUGAAGAAGGAGAAGACAAUGCCGGAAAUGUGAAAAAAAAAUCAGGUUGAUGAGGACGGGUCCGGCGUGUUAUCCAAGGACGAGGUUAAGCACUUGUUUCAAUUAAAACUCGGCGCCGAUAACGUGGAUGAGAAACUGUUCGAGACUACCUGGACGGCCCUGGAUACCGACGGGAGUGGAUACGACAGUGCACAACUCCCCCUCCCCCUCAUUUGUCAUGCAAAAUACCCACUCCACCCGUUGCCUCUUGGCAUUGUUUGCAUGAUAAGUUCUGGUAGCCCAAAUAGAACUGUAAUCCAGUCGUGUAAAUUUGUCAUGCAAAGCCGGCAUUUUUGCUGAUGCUUGUAUUGCUGUUCAUCCAAUACAAAUGAUGGAAAGAUGCUGGAGUUGUGCACUGUCAUAGUGGAAACAUCGGGUACACCGAGUUUUUGUCCGCCGUCCUGGACAAGAACCUGCUGGCACAGGAGGAGACAAUAACCCGAGCGUUCGAGUAUUUUGAUUUGGACAAUUCUGGAAAAAUCGACCGCGACGAGCUUGUAUCUUUUGCAAAAGUAUCGUACUCGUACUAAUUGCAGCUACGCAUGACAAUUUUUUUUCCCAAGCUAAAUCAGCAUGACAAAUUCCAUUUGUCAUGCUGCGCCAAUUUGUAUUGCAAUUACUACUAGUACGAUGCUUUUGCAGUUCAUAGCCUGCAGUAGUGCUCGGCGACGCCGAGGUCGAGGCGGUGAUGAAGAAAUUGGAUGUCGAUGGGUCCGGACAGAUUUCGCGGGACGAGUUUGGGGAGUUCGUGCGCCAGAUAGCCGUAUCCAAUGCAAAUAUGUCUGGGUCAGGAAAGAAUGGAAUUUGUGAUGCUACCUUCGGAGUCUACAAAAAAUCUGUAUUGCGUGAAGAGCAAACGAGGUCCAGUGUUUGCUACGCGGAGGUGAGGGCAUUUCUGAUGCGGUAUGGACAUCAGGAAGCCCCUGCAGAAUCUGUGAUGCUACAACAGCAUGCAUCACGGACGUCAUGGGUCAUGCAACAUCUGCAUGACAAACUCCUGCAUUCUUCCAGAGCCAGACAUAUUUGCAUUUGAUGAGCCGCAAACGCCGGUGGGUCUUCGGCCGGAGUAAGGUCCGGGCAGGGGAGCCGCUCUGGCUCGAAGAUUGCGGCGCCCGACCGGUAUACGUACGUGUCCGAAGCAGGAGGUCGCGCAACGUCAAACGCCGGAGGGGCGGCAAAGCCCCCGCGAGUCAGUGCUGCUGUUCCGGGCAUCGUGGCUGCGGCCGGCCCGGGAGAAGACGGGAUAACAAAAUCGAAAAGCAAGUUUGGACAGCAGAAGUCUAUGGUGGUCAAGCAGGCUGCGCUAGCGUCAGUGAAAUACACAAAAAAAGACUUGGAGCAAAGUUAUGAUGGGGAAGGAUCCAGUAGCGACUAGUAGUAGGUUUUUUUUCAACAAAAAUAUGCGACUCAUAUUUGCUAAGAGGUUUAUACAUCUUAAUCUUUUCAAAAAGAACGACCCAGAAGACGGAGAUACAUUCAUACUCAUGUCUCGAAGAAGUAGAAGAUCAUUGGCCUACUUCGAGUUUCGCACGCACCUGUUGGCUCGCAGCACACUGUCUCUUAUUCAGAAUACUAGGUCAAUCUGUGCUGUGACGCGUUUUUUUUUCCUUACCUCCAGUAUAAAAUUUUCCGCACUGCUAGUAGAACUGCCUUUGAGACGGUAGAAGCAUAGCCAUGGCCGGUUUCGCAUUCGAGGCUCUGGGUGCGCGGUGCAAGUUUUCCAUUCAUGAUAGUUAGCUGUCGGGGUACUUAAGAAAAACAACUUUUGCGCAGGUGCACGUGCACAUAAAGAACAUUACUAGCCUUGAGAUGAAGAGCGCGACAGGAGGUCAACAUAUUUUCCAUAGUUGUUUAUGUUCUGACCAUAAGUAUCAUGCUCAUGAUAUAUUCCUACACGAUGUCUACUCAGUAUUUUCUGUUCGUGUUUCAGUGUCGUGAGACCACAAACAGCGCAAAACAUCACUGUGUCUGUGUCAUACGUAUUUACCACUUAUUGGAUCUUCUUACAUGCAGCUACGUCGGCG